This is a messenger RNA of Phragmites australis (common reed), 1702 nucleotides long. RefSeq names its product magnesium transporter MRS2-E-like. Gene Ontology annotation, biological process: magnesium ion transport. The transcript has 6 exons. NCBI's taxonomy places the organism in Eukaryota, Viridiplantae, Streptophyta, Magnoliopsida, Poales, Poaceae. Gene Ontology annotation, molecular function: magnesium ion transmembrane transporter activity. The coding region runs from base 213 to 1448 and encodes 411 amino acids. The record is from RefSeq and is a predicted model, not a curated record.
CCGAACCCAGCCCGCCACCGCCCCCCGCCCCCACGGCUCGGCGCGCCAGGUGGCACCGCGUCCGCGCUGUCAUCAGGUCGCGAGCAGGCCCAACCCUCCACAGUCCACGCCCCCAAGUCCAAAGAAGUAACCAACCGGCAAACGAAGGCGCUGAUCCCGCAGCCGCGGCCAGCCGCAGCCACCUAGGCCAGCCAAGCCAAACGCGGGAGGGCAUGGAGCGCAGGCAGCCCGCGCCGCAGCCGCCGCCGCCGCGGCGGAAGGGCGCGGUGGCGAGCCGGGAGUGGCUGGUGGUGCCGGCGGCGGGGGAGGCGCGCACGCGGGAGUUCGGGAAGCACCAGAUCAUGGAGAUGACGGGGCUGCCCGCGCGCGACCUCCGCGUGCUCGACCCGCUCCUCUCGUACCCCUCCACCAUCCUGGGCCGCGACCGCGCCGUCGUUGUCAACCUCGAGCACGUCAAGGCCAUCGUCACCGCGAACGAGGCGCUCGUCCCGAACCCCGGCAACCCGCUCCUCCGCCCCUUCCUCUCCGACCUCCACGCCCGCCUCGUAUUCCCGGAUUUGCCUAGCACGAGUCCGGCGACUGAUCGCGGCACAGACACAGAGCAAAGUGAGGGGAACGGGCCAACGCUGGCGGCGUACAGGUCUGGGAGCGUCAAGUUCCUGCCCUUCGAGUUCAAGGUGCUCGAGGUCUGCCUCGAGUACACAUGCAAAUGCUUGGAAUCUGAGACGCUGGCUCUCGAGAAGGAGGCGUACCCGGCCUUGGAUGAGCUGACCUCCAAGGUUAGCACGCUGAACUUGGAGCACGUCAGGCAGAUAAAGAGCCGGUUGGUCGAGCUGUCAGGGCGCGUGCAGAAGGUGAGGGAUGAACUCGAGCACUUGCUGGACGACGAUAUAGACAUGUCUGAGAUGUACCUGACUAGGAAACUCACAUUCCAAGGACUCAGUGAGUCAUUGGGCAUGGUGGAUUCAAAUAAGGAUGCACCCAUCGAUCAUGACGAGGAGAAGGAGGAAGAAGACCAUGAUGAUGAGACAGAGUCUGGCCGUGAAAGUUCUGUUUAUAUUAAGCCUAACAUUGAAGAAUUGGAAAUGCUUCUUGAAGCUUACUUCGUGCAGGUUGAUGGAACGCUGAAUAAAUUGUACAAUCUCCGGGAAUACGUGGACGACACCGAAGAUUACAUCAACAUAAUGCUCGACGAGAAGCAGAACCAGCUGCUGCAAAUGGGCGUCAUGCUCACGACGGCGACCGUGGUGGUCACCGCAGGAAUUGCGGUCGUGAGCUUGUUCGGCAUGAACAUCCACAUCGACCUCAUGAAAGCUGCGGAGACCGAUGAGGAGGCGAGGAUCAAGAACAUGAAGUUUUGGGAGACCACCUGGGGCACGGUUGCCGGAUGCGUUGUGAUAUAUCUCCUAGCUAUCUAUGCUGGCAAGAAGAGUAAAAUCCUGCAGUGAUCGUGCUGUUCUCAGUUCAGCAAACGAUGGAGCAGAGGAAGUGUCACGCAGCAAGCUCUGCAGCAUGAGGCGUCCAUUUUGGAUUGGCACGAGAUUCCUGGGUUGUGUAUACGAUGCAAUAACUACGAUGAUUACGCCCUCGUUCUUCUUCUAGGAUUUAGCACGUUUGAUCCCAUUUUUGGACUAAAUUGGCCUUUUUUGUUUGUUGUUCUAGCAAAGAGAAGGGUCAGUUUGAUUCAUUCGUUGGAGUUGCA